GGGGCUGCAACGGGCGGAGGCCGGAGCCGGAAGCGGAAGAGGCGCUGGGAGCGGGGAGUGGGGCCUAGCUGCAGCCGGAGCCUAGGAGACGAUGCAUCACUGUAAGCGAUACCGCUCCCCUGAGCCAGACCCGUACCUGAGCUACCGAUGGAAGAGGAGGAGGUCUUACAGUCGGGAGCAUGAAGGGAGACUGCGAUACCCCUCUCGAAGGGAGCCUCCGCCCCGGAGAUCUCGGUCUAGAAGCCAUGACCGCCUGCCCUACCAGAGGAGAUACCGGGAGCAUCGUGACAGCGACACAUACCGGUGUGAAGAGCGGAGCCCAUCCUUUGGAGAGGACUACUAUGGAUCUUCACGUUGCCAUCAUCGUCGGCGGUCACGGGAAAGGGAGCCAUACCGGACCCGCAAGCAUGCCCACCACUGCCACAAACGCCGCACCAGGUCUUGUAGCAGCGCCUCCUCGAGAAGCCAACAGAGCAGUAAGCGCAGCAGCCGGAGUGUGGAAGAUGACAAGGAGGGCCACCUGGUGUGCCGGAUCGGCGAUUGGCUCCAAGAGCGAUAUGAGAUCGUGGGGAACCUGGGUGAAGGCACCUUUGGCAAGGUGGUGGAGUGCUUGGACCAUGCCAGAGGGAAGUCUCAGGUUGCCCUGAAGAUCAUCCGCAACGUGGGCAAGUACCGGGAGGCCGCCCGGCUAGAAAUCAAUGUUCUCAAGAAAAUCAAGGAGAAGGACAAAGAGAACAAGUUCCUGUGCGUCUUGAUGUCUGACUGGUUCAACUUCCAUGGUCACAUGUGCAUCGCCUUUGAGCUCCUGGGCAAGAACACCUUUGAGUUCCUAAAGGAGAAUAACUUCCAGCCUUACCCUCUACCACAUGUCCGGCACAUGGCCUACCAGCUCUGCCACGCCCUUAGGUUUCUACAUGAGAACCAACUGACCCACACAGACUUGAAGCCAGAGAACAUCCUGUUUGUGAAUUCUGAGUUUGAAACUCUCUACAAUGAGCACAAGAGCUGUGAGGAGAAGUCGGUGAAGAACACCAGCAUCCGAGUGGCUGACUUUGGCAGUGCUACCUUUGACCACGAGCAUCACACGACCAUUGUGGCCACCCGUCACUAUCGCCCGCCUGAGGUGAUCUUGGAGCUGGGCUGGGCACAGCCCUGCGACGUCUGGAGCAUUGGCUGCAUUCUCUUUGAGUACUACCGGGGCUUCACACUCUUCCAGACCCACGAAAACCGAGAGCAUUUGGUGAUGAUGGAGAAGAUCCUAGGGCCCAUCCCAUCACACAUGAUCCACCGUACCAGGAAGCAGAAAUAUUUUUACAAAGGGGGCCUGGUUUGGGAUGAGAACAGCUCUGACGGCCGGUAUGUGAAGGAGAACUGCAAACCUCUUAAGAGUUAUAUGCUCCAAGACUCCCCGGAGCACGUGCAGCUGUUUGACCUGAUGAGACGGAUGUUAGAAUUUGACCCUGCCCAGCGCAUCACAUUGGCGGAGGCCCUGCUGCAUCCCUUCUUUGCUGGUCUGACCCCUGAGGAGCGGUCUUUCCACACCAGCCGCAACCCAAGCAGAUGACAGGUGCAGGCCACCGCACUGGGAGAUGGAGAGCAGAACUGGGCUGCCCGGCCCCUUUUCUCCAAGCUCUACCACCGGCCCCAGGGCCAGAGCCACCCAAUGAACAGUGCAAUGUGAAGGAAGGCAGGAGCCUACAGGGAGGAGACUUGAUGCCCAGCUGCCAGAAAGCACAGAUUUGACCCAAGCUAUUUAUAUGUUGUAAAGUUAUAAUAAAGUGUUUCUUACUGUUUGUAA
Molecule: messenger RNA, 1798 nt
Organism: Mesoplodon densirostris (Blainville's beaked whale)
Lineage: Eukaryota; Metazoa; Chordata; Mammalia; Artiodactyla; Ziphiidae
Gene: CLK3
Product: CDC like kinase 3
Exons: 13
Coding region: 92-1564 (490 amino acids)
Biological process (GO): protein phosphorylation
Molecular function (GO): protein kinase activity; ATP binding
Source: RefSeq, a predicted model, not a curated record